Neoarius graeffei (lesser salmon catfish) is the source of this 2904-nucleotide messenger RNA. It is a transcript of the gene ccdc191, whose product is annotated as coiled-coil domain containing 191. Gene Ontology annotation, molecular function: phosphatase binding. The transcript has 14 exons. Lineage: Eukaryota; Metazoa; Chordata; Actinopteri; Siluriformes; Ariidae. The coding region runs from base 25 to 2616 and encodes 863 amino acids. The record is from RefSeq and is a predicted model, not a curated record.
CACCUGACUGAUGGAGAUAUAAACAUGUGGAUAAAGAAGGUCGAGAAGGCGUCCGAGUUGGCUGUAUCUGAAGUGUUUUCAUCCCAGAAACGGCGCGCUGAUAAACCGAGUUGCGCUGUAGCCCUGCAAAGCGUGGAUCAGCUCCAGGACCAUGAUGAUGCAUACAGUGAAGCUCAGACUAUCCUUAGUGACUGGAUGAACACGAAGCUGCGUCUAGAGCUUGAAAUGGAUGAGGAAGAGCAGACUGAAGAGCAACCUGCAAAUCUGAACUAUAAAAACUUUAAUGGUACAAUUUUGAGAGAUAAAAAAUGCUCUAUUAACAGAUCAUAUUUGAUGAUUUUCCCUCAUCUGUCUUUUUCAGAUAUGUAUUCCCAACUUGCAGCUGAAGAUGAGAACUUUGAGGUGCGCCACUUCCUCCAGGACUUGAUGGAGACAGACAUGAUGGACUGUGAGACAGUACAGGGGCUCCGGCUGGACGUGGAUAAUGAGAAGAAGAGAAGUCGUGACCCGAACAUCACGAUGGAGAUACGACACCAGCAGGUCAAGGAGAGGCGUGAGCAGAGGGAGGCAGAGCGGGAGAGGCAGCGGAGGGAGCACGAGGCUCGGAAGGAGGCGCUGGAGGAGGUGAAGCGGCUGGAGCGCGAAGAACAGAGGAGGAGGAAACAGGAAGCUCAGAGACAGGAGGAGCUUUUGCAGCAGGAAGUGGUGCGCCUAUGCAGAGAGAUGCAGGAGAAGAGGGGCAUGGAGCAGCUGGCACGAAAGAGAGAACAAGAGAGGCUGGAGAAACAGAACACGGUCAAGAAGUGUGUUACGCCAAAACUUGACUUUGUUCCACAGAGGCAGCUGUGCAACAGACAGCAAGAAGUGGAAGCCAAGGUUCACAUCCUCAACCUGCAGUGUAUGCAGAAGCACUUCUCCGCCUGGUACUUUGUGGUGUUAGAGAAAAGGGUGCGGUUGGGUAAAGCAGCAGCACUCUGUGAUUGGAGGAGGCAGCUGAGGGCAUGGCGGGUGUGGAGAGCGCUGGUGUGGGUGAGGAGAAAAGAGAGAGAAGCUAAGAGGACAGAGGAGGAACUGAGGCUGGAAAACAGACGCUGUCAGCUAGCAGAGGAGAGCGAUCGAAGACGGAUCCUGAGGCGCUGCCUGAGUGAUUGGCGUCUGUGGUGCCGAAUGGAGAGAGAACGGAGGGAACUGCUCAGCCAGCAGGAGGAAACCAGGAGGAAAAUGGCUGCCCUGAUCGAUGCAGCUGUUUCAGGCAAACUAACACCAAAGGACUGCACUGAACCACCAAUCACAGUCCAGCCAGAGAGCACGAACCAACCAGAAAACACCAUUCAGCUGCUUCAGGCCCAGGUACCAGUACGAAGAGCCACUUCGGCUCCCCAGCUACUCCCUUUGACUGACAGGAGAGCAGCCCCACCCACUCAGGCCUGGCAAGUGACUCGUCGUCACGCUGCACUUUCUUUAGCUGAGGCUCGGGAGGGGCGGAUAUCGAGUGGCGCCCCCCGCUGUCAGAGCGCAGAGAUGCGCGGCGGACGGUUUGAGCAUCGACACCUGGCUCAGCAGAGGACCAUCGCUGAGCAGAAACGCCUUCUUAAAGAACAGCAGGAUAUUAUCUCUGAGCUACGGGAGAGACAGAACCUUCUGGAACUCAGACAGAAAGCAGAAAAAGCUGAACAGCUAGCAGUCCAGCUGAAACCAUCAGCAUCUCAGAAUGUGAUCAAGACAAGUCACAGAUCAAAAGGAGUCUCGGGUGAAAGCAGCGCCAGCCGUCCAGCCCCUAAAGAAUGUGACAGUCGCCUAGCCAGCCCUCAUCCUGCAGUACGAGCUAUGGAGGAGCGAGCGCGGCAGCGUGCGGAGCGCAGGAGGGAGGUGGAGGAGAUGAAGAGGAGGCGGGAGGAGGAGAAGCUGGCUCAGAUGAAGGCGGAGGAGGAGGAGAGACUGAGGCAGGAGGAGGAAGAAAAGCGCAUAGAGGCAGAAAGGAGGAGGGAGGAGAAAAGACAGAAGAAGGAGAGGGAGAUGGAGAAGCAGAGAAGAAUAGAGCUGGAACAGAAGUUGUUAAAGCAGGCAAGAGAGCACUAUGACCGCUACCUGCUGCUGCACAGAGGAAUAACACCAUGGAAGCAGCUGGUGGAGCAGAGCCAUGCCAAUGCUCAGAAAGCUGUGGUGCAUCACACACAGGUUCUACAAAGACGCUGCCUUCUGUUUUGGCAACACACAACAAGCGAGGCCCUGGCAGAGAAAAAAAGACGUGCAGGCCAACUAUACGAGCGCAUUCUCCUCCGGCGAACUCUGUACAACUGGAAAACGUUUAAGCACCUACAGUCUCACCUGGAGAUACAAGCUGAACACUUCUACACAACUCGGACUCAUAGAAAGGUCUUCAAGGCACUGAUGGAUUACGCGAUCCACCAGAGACUGGAGACAUGGGACAGAGAGCAGCAGGCUGACGAACACAGUGCCAGGGGAGCACUGAGGAGAUGUUUCGCUGCAUGGCGGCGUCUGCCAGAGCUGCUGCAGGAGGAAAGACAGCGAGAGAAGCGAAGAGAGCAGCUCCGACGCAAAGUGUCCGAGAUCCUCCCGGACUUCCGGUCCUCAUUGCUGGACACACACAUCUAACGAAAACAGGUUUCUUGCCUGUUUCUUGAAACAUAAAUUGCUGGAGUUCAUGAAAAAAUGCGUACAAAAAAAUUCAGGUGUGACGUUUAGAAUCUUUUCAAAACUUUUAUUUUUUGAGUCACAAUCAAUUUGAGCAGCUCAUCACUGAUGCAUCGUGAUACACAGAUCAGAACAAACAGUGUGUAGCUGAAACCUGUGUUCUUCCAUGAAGUUGUAUUUUUUGCUCAUGUGUUUUUAACAAAAUGAGAUGAAAUUCCAUAUGUUCAUUCUGAGCUGAUUUUUUUUUUU